Conger conger (European conger) is the source of this 1729-nucleotide messenger RNA. Its product is annotated as cytochrome P450 2K1-like. The record is from RefSeq and is a predicted model, not a curated record. Gene Ontology annotation, molecular function: oxidoreductase activity, acting on paired donors, with incorporation or reduction of molecular oxygen, reduced flavin or flavoprotein as one donor, and incorporation of one atom of oxygen; iron ion binding; heme binding. Gene Ontology annotation, cellular component: intracellular membrane-bounded organelle; cytoplasm. Gene Ontology annotation, biological process: xenobiotic metabolic process. Bases 1 to 1509 code for a protein of 502 amino acids. The transcript is spliced from 9 exons. NCBI's taxonomy places the organism in Eukaryota, Metazoa, Chordata, Actinopteri, Anguilliformes, Congridae.
AUGUUGGAGGGGCUAUUACCUCAGAUGCCCCCACCCUUGACCCUUCUGGGGGUGGUGCUGGUGCUGGUUUUGCUCUACCUCCUCUCCUCCACCCCUGGCCAUGGAAACGACCCACCGGGACCCAGACCUCUGCCUCUCCUUGGGAACCUGCUCCAUCUGGACCUCAAAUGGUUUCAUCUGUCUCUCAGUGAGCUCUCUAAGAAAUAUGGGUCUGUGUUCACUGUAUACUUGGGCCCAAAGAAAGUGGUCGUCCUGGCAGGGCACAAGACCAUCAAACAAGCGCUUGUCAACUAUGCUGAAGAGUUUGGAGACCGGGAAGUUGAACCCAUAUUCAGCGAAAUGGUUAAAGGGCAUGGUGUUCUGUUCUCCAACGGAAACUCCUGGAAGGAGAUGAGACGCUUCUCCCUCACCAACCUGCGAGACUUUGGAAUGGGCAAGAGGGGGAGCGAGGAGAUGAUCAUUGAGGAAUCACGCCACCUCAUGGAGGUGCUUGAGAAUUUUAAAGGUGAGCCUAUUGACACCACUCAGCCAGUGAAUUACUCCGUCUCCAACAUAAUCUGUGCCAUCAUGUAUGGCAGCCGCUUUGACUACGCUGACCCUGCCUUCCAAAAAAUGGUCGACAGGAACAAUGAACUUAUCCGCCUGUGUGGUUCAGCUGAGAUACUGCUGUACAACAUGUUCCCCUGGCUGCGCUGGUGUUGUAGCCGGUGGCUGGUUAAUCGGACCCAGGUUUUUAAGGACAACGAUGACAACAUUGAGGAGAUUCAGAGGCUGGUGCAAGGACUGAAGGAGACUCUCAACCCCCAGGACCUCAGGGGAUUUGUGGACUCCUUCCUAGUUCGGCAGCAGGAGGAGUCAGACCAGCCGGAUUCCCACUUCCACAACAACAAUCUGAACUAUACUGUGGGCAACCUAUUUGCAGCAGGGACAGACACCACUGGAACCACCCUGAGAUGGGGCAUGCUGCUGAUGGCCAAGUACCCCCACAUACAGGACCAGGUUCAGGAGGAGCUGAGUCGGGUCAUUGGGGACCGGGAACCCCGGAUGGAGUACCGGAAGAACCUGCCCUACACAGACGCCGUGAUCCACGAGAUUCAGAGAGUGGCUAACAUUGGACCCAUGAGCAUUCCCCACAACACCAGCUGUGAUGUCACCUUCCAGGGAUACUUCAUCAAGAAGGGAACUACGGUGAUCCCACUCCUGAUGUCAGCGCUGCAGGAUGAGGAAGAGUGGGAGACCCCCCACAGCUUCAACCCUGGCCACUUCCUGGAUGAGAAGGGCUGCUUCAUCAAGAAAGAUGCCUUCAUGCCCUUCUCUGCAGGGCGACGGGCCUGUCUGGGAGAGAGCCUGGCCAGGAUGGAGCUCUUCCUCUUCUUCACCUUCCUCCUGCAGAGGUUCCGCUUCACACCACCACCGGGGGUGUCUGAGGAUGAGCUGGACCUGACACCAUGUGUGGGGUUCACCCUCACCCCUUCCCCCCACCAGCUGUGUGCCGUGAGCCGGGCCUAAACCCCACUCCAGCUGUGUGCUGUGAGCCGGGCCUAAACCCUACUCCAGCUGUGUGCUGUGAGCCGGGCCUAAACCCUACUCCAGCUGUGUGCUGUGAGCCGGGCCUAAACCCCACUCCAGCUGUGUGCUGUGAGCUGGGCCUAAACCCUACUCCAGCUGUGUGCUGUGAGCCGGGCCUAAACCCCUCUCCAGCUGAUGGGUGUGAACCACAUCUUUUCUG